AUGAAAAUAUAUAAUAAAAUUGAUCAUUACAGUAGUUAAUUUGAUAUUAUUAUUCAUGCUAAUGAAAUUCUUAGAUUUUCAGAAAAAGACUUUAAUAAUUAAAUGAAUUAAAAGGAUAGGCUUUCAGUUAAUAUGAAUAAAAAAUGUUUAUGGAUCGAGUAAAAAAAAAUGGAUUAUGAAAAAGGAGAUGAAAAGAGCUAUUUUUAUCUCAAAAAUAAUGAAAAUUUAAUUUUAAGUUUAAAUGACUAUGCUUUAUUAUAGGUAGAUGAAGUAUUAAGUAAAUACAAAUCAAAUUAUUUCGUAAUUAAAGUAGAUAAUUUCUCUGAAUAUAAAAUUCUCUUAUUAUUUAAUAGUAAUUCAUUAAUUUCUGAUAAUUAAAUAGUAAUUAGAUUUAGGUUUUUUAGUUAAGGAUAAUAUUUUUAAUAUAUGGUACAUGGUUAGGAGGAAAUAAAAUAAAUAAAUAUAGGUAAUGCUUAGUAUGUUGAGGUUGAUACAUUUAAAGAUAUUACUUAAACCAGUAUAAUAUUUCUGUAAAAUUAAUUGAGUAAUGCUGUUAGAUACCCAAAAUUAAUAGAUCUACAUAGCACGGAUUUAAUUUUUAUUUAAAAAAUGAAAGAUAAUAAUACCAUAAUACAUUUAUAUGAUAGAAAAAGCUACUACCUAUAGUAAAAAUAACAAUUUAAUUAUCAAUAUCUAUUGGUCUCUUGUGAAAAUAUCUAACUAAAUAUAAUAUAAGUUAAAUAUUAUGAAUCGAAUCAAGAUGCUGGAUACAUCUUAUAAUAUUUAAAUUCAACAUAAACCACAUUAUAAAUUGAUUAUAUUCAUAUUUUAUAGAAUCAAAAUACAACUCCUGAAUUUGGUAAAGAUUAUGAAAUAAAUUAAGCAAACCGAGAUGAGUUUAAUAUUAAAAUAUUUAAUUAAGUCCUAGAAAAUGAUGUUUUAAACAUACUUAAAUAGUAAUUCUACUCUCAAAUUUUAAAAUUAGAAGUCUUAAUUGUAAUUUCUAAUAAUUAUUAUUUAUUUUAAAGAGAAAUUAAAUAUUAAAGAGUUUUUCCAAAUGUAAAUUUUAACUAUAAAAGUAUAUUUAUAUUCAUUAAUUUAUUUAUUUAAAAGAACUUAGUACAGCAAGUUUUGUUAAUUAAUGGGUUGAUUAAAAAAUUAGAUUUUCUCAAAGAUGAUAACACAGUUAGCUAUGAGAUUGAAUCAUCAAAUUAAAAUCUAAUUUUCGAAAGCUAUAAAUACAUGAGAUUAUACAUAAAAUAGAAUAAGAGUGAAUUUAUUUUAGCGAUAAGUAAAAUAAUAGCAAUACCAAAGAACUACUUCAUAAAAAGGCAAAUUAAUGCAUAAAUCAAAGAAUAAUAAAAUAAAAUAAUUAUUUUUUCAAUAAUUAUUUUACUUUUGCUAAUAAUUGUAACCUUAUUAGCUAUUUUAAUUAAAAAACUAAGAAAUAUUUAGAUUUGA
Molecule: messenger RNA, 1461 nt
Organism: Tetrahymena thermophila SB210
Lineage: Eukaryota; Ciliophora; Oligohymenophorea; Hymenostomatida; Tetrahymenidae
Product: transmembrane protein, putative
Exons: 2
Source: RefSeq, a predicted model, not a curated record